Rhizoctonia solani is the source of this 3243-nucleotide messenger RNA. RefSeq names its product JmjC domain, hydroxylase. Lineage: Eukaryota; Fungi; Basidiomycota; Agaricomycetes; Cantharellales; Ceratobasidiaceae. The record is from RefSeq and is a predicted model, not a curated record. The coding region runs from base 1 to 3243 and encodes 1080 amino acids. The transcript has 9 exons. Gene Ontology annotation, molecular function: histone H3K9 demethylase activity; histone H3K36 demethylase activity. Gene Ontology annotation, cellular component: nucleus. Gene Ontology annotation, biological process: chromatin remodeling.
AUGCACAACGCGGGCCCGACUCGGCCCCUCCCACCAGACUACAGCCAUUUGGCAGAUAUUUUUGAGACAAGACAGAUGCAUUCCCCGCCAUCGUCCCGCGAAUCAACACCAGAGCUGACGCCCGAGCAAGAACGGGCUCGGCGUCGUGCGAUUGUUCAGCCUGCGUUCUUUUAUCCCAACUCUGGCUGCGAUGACCCUUCCCUCGACACACACCAGCCACUGAGCGACGAGGAACUGGCGAAACUGGAUGACGAAGCAUUUGCUGAUGCACUGCUCGACCCCGCCGAAGAUCCUCGGGCGUCGCGAGGCAUCCCGGUCUUUCGUCCCACGCUUCACGAGUUUUCCGAUUUCGAGCGAUACAUGGAGAGCAUUGAGCCCUGGGGCAGACGCAGUGGUAUAGUCAAGGUUAUUCCUCCCAAGGAAUGGCAAGUACAUCAUCCGCGAGACGGCCUCUCCUCCACAACCGAACGUCUCUCAGCAGUCAAAUUAAAGAACCCAAUCGAACAACAUUUUAUCGGCAGGACUGGUCUCUAUCGCCAGCAAAACGAGGAGCGCCGCCACACAUACUCGGUCCGCGAUUGGGCGAGCGCCUGUCUCCGAGAUGGCCUUCGAGCACCCGCCCCCCGUGACAUUGUACAACAAGAACUCAACACUCGUCGGAGUAAGAGAGCUCGCAAGGGAGAAGACUCCGUAGAAGAUGAGCAAGAACGCGCUGCCCUUGUCGAUGCAUUACGCACCAUCGACGAGCGCAAGCCGACUCCUUCCCGAACUCGUUCCGCUACAAUUCAUGCUCCCGAACCCGAUUUUUACAAAACAUUAGAUCCCUUUACCGAAUGGCUUCCUGACAAUACCGUUCCGGAAGACUAUACUCCCGCCGUCUGCCGUGCACUCGAGCGCCACUUUUGGAGGAACUGUGGUCUCGGAAAAGACCCGAUGUAUGGAGCUGACAUGCAAGGCACCCUCUUCGACCCCGAAAUGAAUACAUGGAAUGUUGCUCAUUUACCCAAUCUCUUGGAGAGGGUAAUGCCACAUGGGGAGAAGAUCCCAGGGGUCAACACCCCUUAUUUAUACUUCGGGAUGUGGAGAGCCACAUUUGCUUGGCACGUUGAAGACAUGGAUUUAUAUUCCAUCAACUACAUACACUGGGGCGCUCCCAAAUACUGGUAUGCUAUUCCUAGCCAGCGCGCCGAUAUAUUCGAAGCUACGAUGCGAAAACAUUUUUCGGCCGAGGCAGCAGAGUGCUCGCAGUUUAUGCGACAUAAAUCGUUCCUGGCCUCGCCUGCUAUACUCGCAGAAGCGGACUGCCGGCCAAAUACUUUGGUACAGCACCAAGGCGAAUUUGUGAUUACUUAUCCUCGAGGAUACCACGCCGGGUUCAAUGUCGGCUUCAACUGCGCUGAGUCUGUCAACUUCGCUCUCGAAAGCUGGAUUCAACUCGGGAGGCGGGCGCAGUACUGUAAAUGUGUAGGAGAUAGUGUUCGGUUCGACGUCGACGCCCUUAUUUCUGAAUACGAGGCUCGGAAAAAUCCCAUUCCCCUCCCACCAUUCAACUACAAUCCCUCCCUGAAACGAAAAUCUCACCCUGCCGAUGAUCCCUUCCCCAAACGAAUUCGUAUUCGCGAACCAGAUCCACCUUUCGCGACCGCUGCACAACUCGAACAGCUACCCACGAUUAAGAUCAAAAUACGGCCUCCCGCAACGCUCGCCAACAGUAGUCGUUCACCUUAUCGUGCCCGAACACAGCCCGUUAGUACGAAUGUGCCCAAGCUUGUGGCUCCAUCUAUACCCCCCUCAGAGAGGAAUAAUCGCUCGCUCCCGCCCCCGUCACCUACUCGUCGCACCACAUCACCCUCAAGGUCCUCGACUAGUUCUCUCCCCAAACUGAGGUUACCCGCGCAAACAAGUUUCCCGUGUUAUUUGUGUGCGUCAGAGGACAUCGAAGGGCUAUUACCUGUCCACGAAUCUUCCAGAGAGGGUGCGAGUCCAACUCGGCGGGGCAUGAAUGCGGGUCAAAAGGCGGAGGAUUUGAGGAUUCAUCAGGCGUGUGCAGAGGCAGUCCCCGAAACUUGGAUUGGAUCUAUCGAAGGGCAGAAGUAUGUUUGCGGGGUGGAGAAUAUUGUCAAGGAUAGGUGGACGCUCAAAUGUAGUUUGUGUACCAAGGUUUCAUCCAAGCUACAUGGCGCCAAAAUUCAGUGCGGCAAGGGUCGUUGCUCGAAGGCCUUUCACGUUAGCUGUGCCAGGGACAGUCCGGACGUCGAGUAUACGAUCGAGUCUGCAGAUGAGACGAAGCAACCCGGUGAGGGGCUCGAGUUAAAGGAGCCGGCAGUGACUGUGCUGUGUCCCCAGCAUAACCCACUGUUGGUCGAAGCCCGCAAAGCCGACAAACAGCAGAAGCUCGAUGCUGAUAUCGGUUCGCUAAAGCAAUGGGCGCGCAUCAAGGUACGAGGGUCGGGUGGGGUAUUUGCUGUAACACUCGUGAACGUGUACGAAGACCGAAGAACGGUGGAAGUCAUGUGGGAUCAAGGGUCAACAAAAGAGUUCAAGUAUACGAGCGUAGUAUGGACUGAUGAUGGGGAGGUGCAGGAGAAGCCGGGCAAGGUGGAAGGAGAAACGCUAGGGAGCGAUCUCACCGGUUCGUAUCCUAGUCCCCCGCCGACUCAACGGGAUACCAAUAGUCCGAAUGCGGCUCCGUCAGCGCUCAAGCCCUCCCCCUCCGCCGACCAAUCCGCCAAGUCCGCGCGCAGUACACCCAAUCCCACCAGUUCACAAUCGACUCGAUAUUCUUUCCAGCCAUACCAGUUCUACCCAUAUCCUCCGCCAUACCCCCUCGGUCCGUCCCCGCCGCCAUCUCAAUCGUAUCAACCUCCGCAGCCUCACCCAGGCUUCACCGUUCCUCUCCCCGUCCCGAUGCAAUACCCAUAUCCCUACCCACCCUACGGUACGCAGCAUGGUUAUCAUCCACACCCACACUUCUUUGCUGCUCAUGGGUAUCAAUAUGCGCCAAUGCCGACGUACCAUCCCCCCGCAUCUCUCCACUCGGUCAAUCGCCCGCACUCCACCGGGGCUUCGGUAACUGGCUCGCCUGCCCCCGAUUCCGUAACGUUGGCCAAGGAGUCUUCUAUUAACAGCACGAGUGCCGAAGCUCCAAGGCCGCCCAUCCAGUCAUAUGUCGGGGUUCGACCGGCCAGUUCACAAGACAUCUUGAACAGCGCUCGCCAAGGCCGUGCGACCACUGGAGCUUGA